AUGUCCGAGUCUGGAUACGCCGCUGAGAUGCACGUCCGCAACAACGUCAAGAUGAUUUACUCGCGCAUGCAAACGCUCCUCAACCGCCGCUCCAAGCAGAAGCGCGCCAUUGAAAUCUCUGCUCCGUUUGACCUCAAGCUCGAGCCCGUCUCCCUGCCCGGCGUGUCCCAAGACGAAUUGACCAUUCUCCGCGAAAAGGCCACCGCCAGCCGCGUCGGCAUCACCGAGUACAUCCCUCGCUCCUCGUCGUCCAUGACUUCCUGGGAGACGCGGUCGCAGACGUUUGUCUACAACACCCCGCCUCAUGCCCACGCCCGCCGACCUGUCUGGUAG
Molecule: messenger RNA, 333 nt
Organism: Akanthomyces muscarius
Lineage: Eukaryota; Fungi; Ascomycota; Sordariomycetes; Hypocreales; Cordycipitaceae
Exons: 2
Coding region: 1-333 (110 amino acids)
Source: RefSeq, a predicted model, not a curated record